AUGAACAUCUUUACUAAGGUCCCAGGAUUAGCCCAACAAACCAGCAAGCUGGGGUCUGUGCUCCAACGUGCCUUCUACGGGUCCAGUGGGAGGGUGACCCUUUUCGAGCAGAGGAACUUUGCCGGCAGACGGCUGGAUCUGAGCUCUGACUGUGCCAGGCUCAGUGACAAGAACUUCCCAGAGAGAUGCAACUCUGUGCAGGUGGAGAGCGGAGCAUGGAUCGGUUACGAGCAUGAGAACUUCCGGGGCCGUCAGUACCUGUGGGACAUGUCCGACCGCGGAGAGUACAACUGCUACGACAAGUGGUGCGCCCAGGUGGACCACGUCUCCUCCGUCCGUGCUGUCAAACAGGACAACAAUCCUGGCAGAGCUCAGCUGUUCGAGCGUGCCGGCUUCUCCGGUAAGAAGAUGGAGAUCCAGGACGACAUCCCCAACCUGAUGAGCCGCUACAGCCUCAACAGGGUCGCCUCCAUCCGUGUGCUCGGAGGAGCGUGGGCGGUGUAUCAGGAGCCGAACUACAGAGGACCUCACUACAUCCUGGAGAAGCGCGACUACAACAACUUCUCCGACUGGGGCAGCCAGAACAGCACCGUGGGCUCCAUGCGCAGAGUCCGCUUCAACUAAACACCAAGACCAGAACCAGAACCAGAACCAGAUCUGAUCCACA
Molecule: messenger RNA, 667 nt
Organism: Centropristis striata (black sea bass)
Lineage: Eukaryota; Metazoa; Chordata; Actinopteri; Perciformes; Serranidae
Gene: crybgx
Product: crystallin beta gamma X
Exons: 6
Coding region: 1-624 (207 amino acids)
Biological process (GO): visual perception; lens development in camera-type eye
Molecular function (GO): structural constituent of eye lens
Source: RefSeq, a predicted model, not a curated record